Messenger RNA from Lethenteron reissneri (Far Eastern brook lamprey), 724 nucleotides. RefSeq names its product integrin alpha-8-like. Gene Ontology annotation, cellular component: integrin complex; external side of plasma membrane. Gene Ontology annotation, biological process: cell adhesion mediated by integrin; cell-cell adhesion; cell-matrix adhesion. NCBI's taxonomy places the organism in Eukaryota, Metazoa, Chordata, Hyperoartia, Petromyzontiformes, Petromyzontidae. The record is from RefSeq and is a predicted model, not a curated record. Gene Ontology annotation, molecular function: integrin binding.
UAAUUAAGAGUCGUACUAAUUCAUGCACUCAUUAAGAAAUGUCACCUUACUCUGUUGUCAUUGAAGGUAUUUAACACAAUGGCUGUGAGUGAGACACUGAGCGAGCCACUGGCUGUGCCGCAGGGCGAGUCGGAGUUCCGUGACAAGCUCACGCCAAUCUCCGUGGGCCUCAACCUCAGCCUGGAUGAGCAGGCGAGGCGGGGCCCUCACGGCCUCCACCCCGUCCUCCACCCCUCCAGCCCGCAGCACGUCAGCAAGCAGGCCUACAUCUUGCUUGACUGUGGUGAGGACAAUGUCUGCAUCCCCAAGCUGAAGCUCUCGGUCACGUGGGACCGCAAGGCGCUGCUGGUGGGGGAGGAGAACCUGGUGACGCUGGCGCUCGUGGCACGGAACGCGGGCGAGGGCGCCUACGAGGCGGAGCUCGUCCUCGUGCUGCCCCCCGAGGCCGACUACGUGGGCAUCGUCCGCAACGAGUCGCUGACUUUGCUGAGCUGCUCCUACAAGGCUGAGAAUGCAUCCCGGAGCGUUCUGUGCGACCUGGGCAACCCCAUGGCCGGCCAGAGCAGCAUAGCGCUGGGCCUGCGAUUCAGCGUCAAGCGGCUGGAGCAAGCGGGGCCCAACGUCACGUUCGAGGUGCACGUCAGGAGUGCGAACCAGGAGGCCCACGAGCACGUGUUUGAGGCUGUGACGCUGCCCGUCAGGGUCUCCGCUCAACUCGACCUCC